Messenger RNA from Funneliformis caledonium, 224 nucleotides. The record is from the annotation of a GenBank genome assembly. NCBI's taxonomy places the organism in Eukaryota, Fungi, Glomeromycota, Glomeromycetes, Glomerales, Glomeraceae.
AUGACCGAUGUCAAAGCAUUGUUGGACAUUGAAAAAACUGUAUUUCAACAAGCAUAUUUCUUUGGUGAUAGUAAAUACUACGACCUCCUAUCGGAAACUCGAGGAAUAACAAACUCACCUUUUGCGGCCCAAAUAUUUGGAAAUUCCGGCAUAGAGAAUUGUGAAAAUAAUAGUGCAAUUGCAGAACACAUGGCAAAGAUUGGUGAAAAAAAUCAUCAUCAUAG